Molecule: messenger RNA, 399 nt
Organism: Paraglomus brasilianum
Lineage: Eukaryota; Fungi; Glomeromycota; Glomeromycetes; Paraglomerales; Paraglomeraceae
Source: the annotation of a GenBank genome assembly
AUGUCUAAUAGAAAUUCAGAAGAAGGGUCAGAUUACGAUAUUCGCCCAGAAGAUAUUUGUCCUGCUGGCGGGAUACAUGAUUAUCAGAGAAAGUGGUUGUUUAGUGACUACAUCUCGGCCUGUUAUUGUUGUCCAUGUUACUGUUUGAGAGAAUUAUGUUGUGGUUGGUUAUAUAGAAAUCCUACGUCCGAUGAUUUUGAUUGCAUCGGAUGCAGGCCUACGGGCGAAAAGCGGUGCUUGAAAUGCAAGCAAACAGAGAACCAAGCCAAGAUGUCGGUUGCUUUGGAGAAUUACGAACAACCGUCAUCAACAAAUACACAAGAUACUAAUCCGUCAAACGUUCCUUCUAUGCCACAGCCGCCUGCUUACGCGCAGACGAGGGAAGAGAAGCGGAAAUAA